Messenger RNA from Naumovozyma dairenensis CBS 421, 900 nucleotides. RefSeq names its product Sld7p (gene SLD7). Bases 1 to 900 code for a protein of 299 amino acids. NCBI's taxonomy places the organism in Eukaryota, Fungi, Ascomycota, Saccharomycetes, Saccharomycetales, Saccharomycetaceae. The record is from RefSeq and is a predicted model, not a curated record. The transcript has a single exon.
AUGGAUGUCAUUUCAAACUGGUUGACAAUUCAAGCGACUUGCCUUAUGACUACUGCAAUUUCGCAGAUAAAUGACUGCUGUAUUGUAUAUUAUUUGAUUGAGGCUGGUUUUAUUGAUUAUAGAAAGGUCUAUCCUUCUAUGUUGAAGAAAUUGAAAAUCCUAAAGAUAGGAUUGGGUGAAAGGCAUACUGAGUUGAAGUUGAGAGAUGUCCAAUUGUGGAUAGAAGAUAAUGAGUUUCAUGAUAACAGAAGUGCGCUUCCUCAAAAAAAUAAAGUACUUGAACUGAAUGGAAAUUUCAUUCAAUACGUUGAUCUUUCUAAAUUGCCAUUCUGGAUCCGCGAUGAUGCUCAGGAGAAUGUUUGCUUUACUAGAAGUGCUACUACAUUGUCGUAUUUUAGUUCUAAAUUGAAAUAUAAACAUAGAGGUAUAGUCAUUGAAAUUAUUAGUGACGUACCGUCUCAGGAAUUCAUUGUGUUUUAUAGAAAUGCCAAUACAAUUUGUUGGUUUUCUAUCGAUUAUACAUUAAAGAACAAAUUUGAUGUUCAAAUUAAGCAAGAUCUUUCUAAUAAUACCGACACAUGCAACAGAGGAGGCAACAGCAAAAAUCAUUCAAGAAUUUUAAAAUCACAAGAGAACCGUAAUCGAUUGCAAAGAAACACUGAAUCAAUUAAACGUAAAGUUCAAUUCAAUGAAAUUUUGACUAAAUUGAUUCUUAGUGGGCUAAGAUUACGAGGAAUACCUAAUACUAAUUCUGGAUUCCACAGAUUAUAUAAGAUGACUUUUGAUGCUGCAGAGUUUGCUCAUAGAGAUCAAAUACGGCGCAAUAUAUUGAAUGAUAUUUCAUCUGAUUCUCCAAUAAAAAACAAUUGGUCCCAUUCGAAGAAUUGCAAGAAACUGUAG